AUGUCACCGCCAAAGGAAAUAAAUCGCGUGCCAAGUCUGCCGACUGGACUGAAGAAGAAACUUUUGAUCUUUUACAAGCAUGGGGCCCCAAGUACGAGAAACUUCGAAGUGCUUCGCAGCGAGAGAAAAAUAGCCUUGUGGAAUGAAAUCUACUCCACGUAUAAAGAAUGCCAUCCGAGGAGUACAAGAACCCUGGCUCAGGUUAAAAAACGCCAGAAGAAUCUAGAGUAUGAAUUCAAGCAACUAAAACAAUGCACUCGUUCGACUGGAGAAGCUGGAAUAAAAUCGAUCAAAGGUGGGUUUCCAUAUUUCGAUCUUUUUGAUGAGGUGAUGGGUCAUCACGAUAGCGUUGACCCGUCGAAAAUGGCUAUUGAGGGUAGCACAACGUUUGCAAAUGGUGAAAGUGGUGCUUCAAAUGCAGCUGCAGAUGUAACCGAAAUCUCAAUGAAUAGUUCAAUUGAAGAAACUCCUUCCAUGGCCACAGACAUCGGGGAAAAAAGAAAGACAGACGAAAAGAGUCGAAGUAAGGUCAAAAGGAAGAGACGAGAAGUUAAAGAUGGUGGCGUUGCUCCUGAAUGGCAGUCAAAGUUUUUUGAAAUGUGGGAGCGCAGUAUGGAAGAAGACAACGCCAGAUACGAAAGGUCAGCUGAAAUGUUUCGUGAAGCGCAAAAUAAGCAGAUGGAGCAAACCAAUGCCAUUCUUGCUGGAUUCAAAGAUAUUUUCAAAGAUUUAGCGUCAAGAUAA
This is a messenger RNA of Porites lobata, 744 nucleotides long. NCBI's taxonomy places the organism in Eukaryota, Metazoa, Cnidaria, Anthozoa, Scleractinia, Poritidae. The record is from the annotation of a GenBank genome assembly.